Messenger RNA from Podospora pseudopauciseta, 393 nucleotides. RefSeq lists its product as uncharacterized. The transcript has a single exon. The record is from RefSeq and is a predicted model, not a curated record. NCBI's taxonomy places the organism in Eukaryota, Fungi, Ascomycota, Sordariomycetes, Sordariales, Podosporaceae. The coding region runs from base 1 to 393 and encodes 130 amino acids.
AUGUUGUCAGGGGUCGGCUUGAUCGAGCCGAAGAAAUGGGUUGAGAUUACUAUCGACAUACCGGAGCUUGGUGUAUUUGGAGAAGUCGUGAAUGUCCAGCUAGCGGAGUGGGACACCUCUUUGCCAAUUAUGUUCCUUGGUCAACGCCUUAUGGGCAAACUUACCGCUCAAACUUGGCCUGUCAUGGCCAAAGCCAAUGACAGCAGUGUUCCUACGGCGCCCGGAAUUGGCAUUACCAGUCAAGUUAUUCAGUCGCAUCAUCUACCAUCGCACAUUCUCGUUGGUAAGAUCACCACAAUAUCGCCGCCCGAACAAAGUUGCUCCUCUGAGGCUGGUACCAAUGCAUCUGUCAAAGGCUACCCAACUCUGAAAACCCCAGCAAAAGCUACAUAA